GGAAGGGCUGGAACAGGCAGCCCUGGCCGCCGGAACCGGUCGGACAGGUAGCGAGCUUGUUGACACCGUUAUGUUGCAGGGCGCAUGCUCACUCCCAAGUUUCCUGGUGCCUUUUCUAUUCCACCUUAUGAAACUUUACCACGGCGUGGUCUCACCCGCGGUUUAAGGCAUAGGUGUCGCCGAGCCGGGAGUCUGGGAGUCGCCAGUAGUGCCGGAGGGAGGCCGGGGCCGCGCUGCGGCGGGGGGCGGAGGGAGAGGGUCGGCCAGGCGGGAAGGUGGGCUCUGGCCGCCAGGAGCCGGGACCCAGACAUCGCUGCGGUCCCUAGCGGUGAGCAGCCUGGACGAGGGGGCCGGGAGGGGGCCUCGCCAUGCCCAAAGUCUUCCUGGUAAAGCGGAGGAGCCCGGGGGUCUCGGUCCGCAGCUGGGAUGAGCUCCCGGACGAGGAAAGGGCAGACACCUACAUCCCAGGCUCGGCCCCUCCCUUCGCAGUGGGUCUGGGCCGUCUGCUCUGCGACCCCCCCGAGGACUGCCGCAGCGACGGCGGCAGCAGCAGUGGUGGCGGCAGCAGCAGCGCGGGGGAGCCUGGAGGCACCGAGAGCAACUCGUCCACGCGUACCCCCGAGCGCGAAACCCUGGAGCCUGGAGAUGCCGAGGACCCCGGUGGACACCUGGCGGCGAAGCAGCGCCCGGUCGCCAGAUCGAAAAUCAAGUUCACCACAGGCACAUGCGGCGACUCGGCAGUUCACAGCUGUGACCUGUGUGGCAAGUGCUUCCGCCUACAGCGUAUGCUCAACCGGCACCUCAAGUGCCACAACCAGGUGAAGAGGCACCUGUGCACCUUCUGCGGCAAGGGCUUCAAUGACACCUUUGACCUAAAGAGGCACGUCCGCACGCAUACAGUUGGAAGGCUCUGGCUUGGCCAUGACCAACCAGUCAUGUGUCUGCCCCUUGCCCUUGCAGGCAUUCGCCCCUACAAAUGUGACGUCUGCAACAAAGCCUUCACCCAGCGCUGCUCCUUGGAGUCCCACCUGAAGAAAAUCCACGGGGUGCAGCAGCAGUAUGCCUACAAGCAACGCCGGGACAAGCUCUAUGUCUGUGAGGAUUGUGGCUACACAGGCCCCACCCAGGAGGACCUGUACCUGCACGUGAACAGUGCCCACCCGGGCAGCGCGUUUCUCAAAAAGACAUCCAAAAAACUGGCAGCCCUGUUGCAAAACAAGCUGACAUCCGCACUCCAGGGGAAUGCCAACCUGAGCGAGGAGGAGGAGAAGUGAGGAGGAGGAAGGGGGAGACGCCAAUGCUGACACGUUUACAUGGACUUUUGGUUUUGAGGGUCCCACUGGCUCUUUCUAAUUACAAGUGUUCAGUUUAUCUCUCUGUCCCUCUGGGGCCUCGGCGGGGGAUCUGCUCCAAGGCUGUCAGUUGUAAUGAGUGUGUCAGGUCCCCCGUCACCCAUGCCCUGUUGAACACACUCAUGUUAAGGAAAGUUGAUUGGUAGGUGGCUGUGAUCACCAUGCAGAACUUUUUGUGUGUUUUUUAGGAUUUUCUUACAUGGAAGCAGAUGUGUUCUUAGAGAGACCAUCAUAUUAUGGUGCCUUGAAAUAAAAGUACUUCCACUUGAAAUGCUACUUAAGU
Molecule: messenger RNA, 1635 nt
Organism: Myotis daubentonii (Daubenton's bat)
Lineage: Eukaryota; Metazoa; Chordata; Mammalia; Chiroptera; Vespertilionidae
Gene: OVOL2
Product: ovo like zinc finger 2
Biological process (GO): epidermal cell differentiation; regulation of transcription by RNA polymerase II
Cellular component (GO): nucleus
Molecular function (GO): DNA-binding transcription factor activity, RNA polymerase II-specific; RNA polymerase II cis-regulatory region sequence-specific DNA binding
Source: RefSeq, a predicted model, not a curated record